Molecule: messenger RNA, 10565 nt
Organism: Meleagris gallopavo (turkey)
Lineage: Eukaryota; Metazoa; Chordata; Aves; Galliformes; Phasianidae
Gene: PCNT
Product: pericentrin
Biological process (GO): signal transduction
Molecular function (GO): molecular adaptor activity; DNA binding
Source: RefSeq, a predicted model, not a curated record
AGCCGCGGGGCGGCCAUGACCGAAACUUGUGUGCCUGCCGCCGUGUGAUGUGCGGAGUGGCGGGAGUCUGCGGCUUGUAGGAGAUGGAGGAGGCGCGAACGCGCAAGUUGGAGGCUGGCAGAGCCAAGUUUGCUCACUUCAGAGAACGCAAAGCAAAAAGCAAUGUCACGCAGUCGCAGAAAAAGACGCCGAAGAGGAAGGGCUCGUCUGUCCACACGCAUGACGUUCCACAGGAAGAGCACACAGUAAUGGCCCCAGGCUGUGAUGUCGGUAAGGGUAUAAAGAGUAAGGCCGAAGACACCAACUUCCUAGAGACAACAACAGAGACAGAGGGGAGUGCUGAUUUGUCCAUCCAGGAUACAGUGAUCCAUCCAGCAGCUGAAAAAGUUGCAGUACAUUCUGCUGUAGAAUGUAGUGAGCUUGAUGAUAAGAUGUGUCAAACUAGAAUAGGUGAGUUAGAGAAAAGACUUCUGGAGAAACAGCAAGCAGUUGAAAGACUCACUGUGCAGAUGGAUGAACUACAGGAACAACUUAGCCAGCAUAGAGACUCUAUGCAGCUUCAGGAAACAACUGUUCAAGAGCAGAAUGAAGUUAUAAGGAAACUAACAAGCUGCCUUCAACAAACAAGAAAGGAUUGGGAUGACUUGCAGGAAGAGGCUUCGCAUGUAGCUGAUCAGAUCCAUGGCUUACAACUUCAGUUACAUCAGGUUAAUGUGAUGCUGAAGAAUAAAGGCUCUGGGAAGAAAGAGGUAUUAGAAGCCCAGCAGCAAAUGUCCUUGUUUCAGAACAGUCUCCAAGAACAAAAUGCACGUUUGGAGAUGCUGCAUCAGAAAGCUCAUGACCUGGAGGUACAGCUUGAAUCUUCUCAAAAGGUACAUGAACGAGAGCAUGACCGUGAAAUUUCUGAACUUAUUACUAAACAUAAAGAGGAAAUGGAGGAGCUCCGUGCUGAACUUAAUAAAGAAAAGCUACAGUUGUUGGAUGAACUUCAGCAGCAAAUGGCAGCCACACACAAAGCAGAGAUUGAGCAUGCCCAGCUCCAAUCACAGACACUUCACAGUCUUGAAUUGGAAGCAUUACGUCUAAGCUUAAAUAACUUGCACACCUCUCAGCUUGAGCUUACUCAGUCUAACUUGAGGAAAGAAAAGGAAACUGCACUUGUGGAGCUACGGGAGAUGCUCAAUGAUAAGCGUGCUCAGGAGAUAGCACUUCUACAAAGCCGCCAUCAGCUGGAGGGGGAGAAAAUUAAAGAACGUUGUUUGAAGGAAAAAGAAGACCUAACAUCAAAGUAUCAGCAAGAAUUAGUUGAUCAAAGAAAGAAAAUAGAGUUGGAAAUGGAAGAGAAACAUAUCCAGAUAUUAGAGACUCUUAAAAGAGACUGGGAGUUGGAGUCUGAAACACGUUUAAAAUACAUGUGUGAGGAGCUGUCUGAAAAACAUCACGCUGAAAUAGCAGAGCUGCAGAAAACUCUGAAAAUGGAAUUAGAAAAAGUCAAAGCAGAGCUGGGACUUCUUUCUCUUGAGAAGGAACAAUCUGAAAAGAAAUGUGUAGAUUUGGAGAAACAGCACCAGUUAGCAAUCACAAUGUUAACUAAACAACUGCAAGCUGAACAUAACCAACUCCUAGAAGAUAUGAAGAUAGAAAGCCAAGAAAAAGAACAGAAUCUACAGGAGGAGCUGGAAAAGCUUCAGAUCGUGUGUGAAGAAUUCAAGACUCGAUCACAAGAAGAAGUCAAGCAGCUUCGGUCUCAACUUGGCAGUACCCGAGCAAAUUGGCAGGAGUUAAGUGGUGGUGAGUCAGGCUGGUUGAGGAUGAAAGCUCGUGUUCCAGAGCUGAAAGAGCAGCUCAUGGCUCGUGCAUCACAGGUGGAAGAAAUAGAGCAUUUAAAGCAAAAAUUUGAAGAGCAGCAUCAGCAAACAAAAAGUGAGCAUGAGGCUGAAUUAGAACAACUGAGAAUCUACUUUGAAAGAAAGUUAAGAGUCGCUGAGGAAAACUACAGAGAAGAAUUGACUUUGCUGCAUCAGAGACUGCAAGAACUGAAAGAAUAUUCAGUAUCUGAGGUUGAUGUGAGCCAUAACCAAGCAGGGAAUAUCAGUUCUUCUGUCACAGUUUUUGGAGAGGCUGUUGAGAAAGAGAGAAAAGACUUUUUCCUUGAUCAACUGAAUCAACAACUGGAGCAACAUAAGGAAGAAAUUGCCUGUUUGCAAGGACAACUUAAAGAAGAUCACAGACACGAACUAGAUUCCUUAAAGUCUUCCCUUGCACUUCAAUAUAAAGGGGACCUACUGAAAAUGAAGAUGGACCUCUCGGACAAGUAUAUAGUAGAAAUAGAGGAAAUGAAAAGAAAGCAUUGUUUAGAACUUGAGCAGCUCCGUGCCAGACUUUCAGAAGAACAUAUUAAAGAAAUCACUAAAUUGCGCCUGCAGAGUGCUCAAGAUGCAGCACGUCAGGUUGAAAUGGAGGUGGCCAAGCAAGUAUCUGUGCUGGAGGAAGAAUACGAAGUUAAGCUUUCUCUCCUCCGCUCUAAGGAACAGCAUAUUGCAGAGCUUUCAGAAGAAAUAAAGUAUUUAAAGGAAGAGAUAACUAAACAAAAAGACUUUUUUCUGCAGAAUGAAAAGCAUCUGAAAGAGCAAAUGGAACAGGUAAAAUUUAAAAUCGCUGAGGAUCAUGAGAAUGAAUUAAAGGAAGCCAGGGAAGAAGUUCAGAAAAUAGAGACUAUGUACAAAGAAAAAGAGAAGAAAUGGAAGUAUGAAAGUGAGGACCAGAGAAUCCAAGCAGAAGAGAAAUUAUCGUUGUUGCACACAGAACUGCAAAAUAGGUUGGAAUAUGAGAAGCAGAAUUUACAGAAGGAGUUUGAACUUCGUGAAACUCAAAUGAAUCAGCUCCAAGAUCACCAAGCAGCCAAAAUUGUAGAAUUAGAGAAGUUGGUAAAAGAGCAGCAAAACAACUUGCAACAGCUAGAGGACAGCCUUGCAGUUGCACAGGUUACACAGAAGUCUCAGGAACAGUAUGACAGUGACCUGCAGGCAGCCAAAGUGCUUAUGGCAAAAGAAAUGGAGAAGGCCAAGCUUUGUCUGCAGGAAGAGUGUGCGCUGAAACUUAUGGAAGCACAAAACAAAUUUAUGGAGGAACACAAAGCUUUGACUCAGAAGUUCACGGCUGAGCAAGAGAUUCUUCUCCAGGAGCUGAAGAAGGAACAUGUUGAUGAGCUAGAACUCCAAAGUCAGCAGCUACAAGAGAAGCAUAAGCAGAAAAUUUUAUCUUUGACAACUGAAUUUCAGAGAAAGCACCAAGCUGAAAUUAAGACACUUAAAUCUACACUAGAAAGUAAACAGCAAAUUCAGCUUGAAGCUUUUGUUGCCGAACUUCAGACAAAACAUCAAGCACAAAUUGAUGCGCUGGAGGCUAAACACUUAUCAAACCUGGAUUCCUUGGAGUCAUCCUACCUAUCUGAAAUUCAGAAUAUAAGAGAUGAACAUAGGCAGGUUCUUGAGAAGCUACAGCUGCAUCACACAGAGCAGCUCCGUGAAAAGGAUAAAAUGAAUCAAGCAUGCCUUGCUCAGGAGAUAGAGAUACUGAAAUUAAAGCAUGCUGAGGAACUUCAGCUAGCACAAAAUAAUUUGAAAAUUGAGCUAGCUACUGUGCAUAUGGAAAAGCUUAAAAUUAUGGCUGUAGAAGCAGAAGAAGCUCAUAAGGAUGAUUUGAAAACAGCUCUACAAAAUCAGAGAAUUUUGCUGGAAGAAGAAAAAGGUCUAGCCUUGGAUAUAUUACGUGAGGAAGUAAUGCAUAUGGAGGAAAAACAUAGAAAAGCACUGCAAGAACUUCAGAAUCUUCAUGAGGCAGAAAUUAAGAAGCAUAAGGAAGAACACUCCAGGGAGAUGGAAAAGGAAUUGGAGAAACUAAAAGCACAGCAUGAGCAUGAACAGAAGAUGUAUGCUUCUGCGUCAGCCUCUGAAGUUGAAACUGUGAGGACAGCUCUUCUGUCUCAAUUUGAGGCAGUAAAAAUGAAGCAGCAGCUUCAGUUCCAGGAAGAGAUUGAGCUGUUGAAGUGUCAGUCAGAAGUACUCCUUGAACAGCAAAUUGCACAGCUGAAGGAUGAAUUUGAAGAUGAAAAAACAGCAUUAAUACAUGACCAGGAGCAAGUGUUUAUUCAGGAAAGGGAGAAGGCACAAGCUGCUUGCCAAAAGGAGAAGGAGACAUUGUCAGCACAGCUACAGGAAAAAGCAGCAAGAAUUAUCCAGCUGGAAAAGAGAGUAGAAUCUUUAAAUUGUGAAAUAAAGGAGACCAACUGUGAACUGGAGACACUCAUAGAGCGACGGGACAGAGAAAACCAAGAAGGAGGGAAUUUGGUAGCCAUGUUGAGAUCUGAUAUUGAGCAGUCUAAAGAUGAAAGGAAGAAAAUGCAAGACUCAUAUGAGUGUCUUUUGAAAUGGCUUAUAGAGCUGGUGAAGGCCACAAUUGCUGUUGAAGAUCUUAUCUGUAGCAAGAUUGGUCUUUGCCUUGAUAACAGUAUGGUUUCUGCAGAUUCUAUGGAAAGUCACAGUAUUAUGGAAGAAAUAGGAUAUGCACGAUACUUCAAAGCUAAAGAAAAGAGUCACCUAGAGAAAGUAGAUGAACUGCUUGAUGAAACUCUCACAGAACACAGCCAGCUGUCUCUAGUGACUGAAGAGCAGUACGAGUUGAGCCAGUACUUAUAUGAAAGUGUUUUUGCAAAGCCGGAAAUGGCAUAUGAAAAUGAAGAGAUGAUACUGAAAAUUUGUGAUCGUUUGCGCACUGCAGUGGAAAGACUUCUGGAACUGGUUACAGAAUCAACUAAGCAACUGGAAAAAACACAUGAAAUCCAUGCACAAUUUGAAGAAGAAUUCACCCGCCGAAAUCAGGAGACUGCUCAAGUGGUUAGUCAGCAUCAAGAACUAAUGGAGUGCCUCAGUGAGGAAAGUGAGGCCAAGAAUCAGCUGGUACUAGAGCUUCAUAAAGCAGAGGGCAUUAUUGAAGGCUAUGUUGCAGAAAAAGCUGCACUGGAGGAGGCCUUGAAUCUAAAAGAAGAAUCUGAGCGUCGUCUUGUUGUGGAGCUGGAGAAUAUGCGUGAACGCUUCCAGGAACUAACCCAGGAGCAAGCAAUUCUUGGUCUUCUCAAGGAAGUAGAACUUUUAGCAAAGGAGAAAUUGGAACUUGAGUGUCAGGCAGAAAAGGACCAUUCUAACUUAUGCUCUCAAAUGAAAGUUCUUGAGAUGGAACUGGAAGAACAGCUGCGUAGUAAUCAAGAUCUGACUAAACAAUUGAUGGAGGCUGCUGAGUUAAAGCAGCAAAUUGAAGUCCUUGAAAAACAGCUUAAAAACCAGCGACAAUUCAUGGAUGAACAAGCUAUAGAAAGAGAACAUGAACGUGAUGAUUUUCAGCAAGAAAUUAAAAAGCUGGAAGAACAGUUAAAACUUUCAGCUAAGUUACAGACUUCGGGAGAGCCCAGGGAGUAUGGGAACUAUGACUUGAUUCUACAGGUAGAAUCUUUACAAGGAGAAGUAAAACAGAAGGUGGAUGAUUACAAUAAGCUGUUAUUAGAAAAGGAGCAAAAACAUCAAGAAAUUACAGCUCGUGAUAAAGAGAUUGAAAAACUGUUGACACAAGUACAAGAACUGGAGCACAGCAGUACUGAAGUCUCAAAGACUGUAAACUACUUGCAACAACAACUUCAAAAAAUGAAGAAAGUAGAAACUGAAUUAAAACAGGAUAAAGAAGCAUUGCAACAGCAACAGUACAACAAUUUGAUUCAGAUCUCGGCCUUGCAAUCUAAAUUGGAUGAAGUGAGGCAUGGAGUACCUGUGGAAGGCACUUCAGGCCAAGGGCUGAAGGAACAGUUGCAGGCAGAACAGGAAUCACUUGAGAGGAAAGAAGGAGAGAUUGCAAGCUUGUUAGACCACCUAGAACAACAUAAAGAUAAAUUGACCAGUAAAAAUGAGGAGAUAUUGCAGCUGAAAUUGCAGCUAGAGGAUCUAACAAAACUUAAUGUAAAGCAAAAUCAGGACUUGGAUGUAAGUGAUUCCUCAGCUCUGUCCUUCCCACAAGCACUACUUAAAGAAAAGAAUCAAGAAAUAGAUCACCUGAAUGAACAGCUGAGAAGACUCAAGUAUGAGCUAGUGAAUACCCUCGAGAAUAAAGUUGUGGAAGACCAAAAAUCUGAAAUUGAAGAACUCAGAUCUAUUAUUGAGCACCUUCGUGGGGACCAGGAACGGCUGAGUAAGGACAAAGAUGAAGAGGUAGAGCAACUUCACGGAGUAAUUGAGAAGCUCCAAAAGGAGUUGGCACAAUUUGGACCAGUAUGUCAUGAAGUUAGUGACAACCAAGGUGACAUUUUUCAAUUUGGAUUGGAAAAGUCAGUGGAAAACCUGCAGAAGCAGUUGAAGAAGGGAUUGAUAGAUUGUCAGGGUGAUACUGAUCAAGGUGGAAGAAAUGCAUUGCUGCUUUCCAAGGUGAGGGAACUUGAGGAAGAGCUAGAGUUUGCCUCAGCUGCUAGAAAAGACCUGCAGCAGCAGCUGGAAGAGAAAGAAUCACAGAUCAAAAUGGAAGUGGAAAUUUUAGAGAAAAAAUGCCAAAACUUACAGGAAUCAUCAAGGCAGCACUUUGCAGAGCUAAACGCUCUGAGAUUACAGUACAGUGCACUUCAGGAAGAGUACAGCCUUCUCCAAACACACAUUUCUCAGAGAGAAUUUGAAGCAAGGAUUGCUGCUUCUUGUGUUCAGGAACUCGAAGACAGUGUGAAAAAGAGGGAAUUGAGUAUUCUUGGAAAAGAUAAGCAGGUAAAGACAAUGGCAGAUCAAAGAAAAACUGACGAAGGUGAAUUGCAGUACUUAACAAAACAGGCAUCAGAACUUAAAACUGAGUUGAAAAAGAAAGAUACGAGUCAGGCUCAAGAUGCUUAUAGUCGUGAGUUUGAAGUUUCUAGACUUGAUUUACAUGUGCAAGCAAUGAAUCAGAAAGAAGUAUCUAAUCAGAGAGAAACUGAUGAAUUGCAAGGUAACAUGACAAAAUUGAAAGAUCAAAUCAAGAUAUACACAAAAGAACUUGAAGCCUUACGUUUGGAAAGAGAUGAACUUAUUUCACAGUUGGAAUUGUACAAGCCAAAAGAAGUCCUUAAGAAAGGAAUGGAGGAAUUGGAAGCACUGGAAAUACAUGUUGAUCAAUCAUUUGCUUCCCUAACUGAUAAUCUGGAAAAAGUUGCUUUGUUUGAUGUUACUGCUCAUGAUACAAAUAAACAAUCUCAGGUUAAGCAAUCAGAAGACAGUAUCUCAAUUCAAAAAUUGGACAUGAUCAGCAGCUCUGAAGAAGAGCAAACUUUGAAAAAGCAUCACCAUCAAACUCCCAGUUCUCCAAAAAUCACUGUGAAUGCAGGCUGUACUGAAGGUACUCUUAAAAACUUCCAGGAUUUCAUUGUGGAUGUGACUUCAUGGGAUUCGCCUGAGAUUAUGAGAAAGCAAGAUAUAAGCAUGGAGCUUCAACCAGUGCUUAAUCUGACACCCUUUUCAGAAGCUGAAAGUACAGGUCUUGAAAUGGUGCACAGUAGGUCAUCCCUGCAAGGUGAUAAUUCUGUUUUGUUGGGAUUUUCCUACCUUUAUGAAAAUGGCAGUGAGGAAGCAGCAGACGGGGCAGAUGUAAAAUCUCCAGUUACCUCUGAAAGUACCUACUCUGUUGAUGACCAAGAUAUGGAGAAGAUGAUUUUGCAGAUGAGAGAAACAGAUAAUCUAACUCCAUCUGAUUUGCAAGAUGAUGUAAGAUCGGGAGCAUCUGCCAUAGAUGUGAUGAGCAAUGGAUGUGACAGCAGUACCAGAUCAAAUUUCGCAGCUAAACAAACAUCGGACCACUCAGAUGCUAAUUUCAUGGCUUAUCUGCGGUACUGUGGCAUGUUUCCAGAUACAGAAUCAGUGAGAGAAAAGGAAAUACUUUCACCACAACUGAAGACUGUGCUGAAGUUGGUGUAUGAGGAGAGUCACAAGAUAUUGGCUUUGUCAGAACAUUCCUUUGGUUUUAGGGAGCUGAAAAGUAUUCAUCAGACUAGAGCAGUGAUGGAGGGAUGGCAAAAAGAGGGCUUGGCUUUGCUGAAUGCUAUACAGUCUCUGAAAGAUCAUCUUAGCAAGGUGGCAGAUAGAGGAGAUAAGGAGGAACAGAGGCAGAUGGUAGUGGAGCACAUUUUCUCUUCAGACCGGAACAGCUUGCUCUCUGAGAUACAGGAGCUUCGAGCUCAACUACGUAUGACGCAUCUUCAGAACCAGGAGAAGCUACAGCAGCUGCAGGAAACUCUUACUAAUGUAGAAGAUCAUGGGAGCAAACAAGAACACCAACUUCGAAGGAAAGUUGAAUUAUUAGAAUAUAAGCUUCAGCAGGAAAAAUGCAUUGUAAGUGACCUGCAUAGCACGCUGUCUGAGGAGCAGAAGAGAGUCUCUAAAACAUGUGAACUCUUGAAUCAAGAAAAAGCAGCAGUAUCAAUCCUGAAGUCAGAUCUGUGUGAAUGUAAGCAAGAGAAUGAAAGGCUGCAAAAUUCCCUAGAAGAGCAUCAGAGGGAAAUAAGCAAGCUCCGUUCUGAAUUGGAAAGUAAAGAGAAGGAUUUGACAGCUACUCUGCAAGAGUUGCAGUCUGAACGUGUGACAGAAACAGAGCUGCGAGUUUUGCUUGAGGAACAACAGCUUCAGCAUAAGAAAGCAGAAGAUGAAAAGAAAAAGGCCUUGGAGGAUUUACAGGCUGCCUUGGAUUUGCAGAUGGUGCAGAAUAGCAAGCUGUCUGUAUCACUAGAGCAUGAACAAAUAAUAAAUGACAAUCUCCGCAAGGAACUUCAGAUAGAAUAUUCCCGCUGUGAAGCGUUAUUAUCUCAAGAACAUGAUAAAGUGUUGGAGCUACAGAAAAACUUGGAUGCUGAGAGAAAUCGUUCUUUGGAGCUCUUGAAUUCCUUGAAUCAUGAACGUGUUUUGACAGAACAGUUGAGCGUGCAAGCUAAGGAGGAUGCUUCUUGUCAGCGCCGGGAGUUGUUGCUAGAACAGGCCUUUAUCCGAGAGCUCCAAGCCCAGCUGGGGGAAGAGAGAUCUCGAAAGGCAGAGCUAGCUGCUAUUAUUGAGAAAACACACCAGAAAGCCAUUCGUUCCAAAAGGCAGCUAGAGGCUGAAGUACAGAUGUGUUGCGAAGAAACACAGGUGGAGAAAGAGAUCAGUAACAAACUCCAAGUGACAUUGGAGUCUCUUCAGAGUCAAAAGCAAGAGCAAAACUUGAAACCGCAACACCAGAGGGAUGAUCAAAGAAUUAAAGAAAUGCGGGAAAUUGUGGCAAUCUUAAAGGAAACAGAAAGAAGUCCUCCAUCUCCAAGCAGUCAGCGAGGACUGUUGUGUACUUCAGACAAAGAUGAAAAUGCCAAAGAGCCUAUGACAAAAGAAACUGGAAAAUUCAACUUGCAGCAGCAGCAGAAGCAACAGCUGGAGAAGAUAAGACAACAGUUGCUUUUUGUAGCUGCACACCUCAUUGAGAUAAUGUGUAAAACUGUAGAUAAAACAGUUAGCGACUGGUAUGUAUCAAAUGAUGAAGCUGUAGCAUCUUUACUGCAGACAUUAAAGGAACUAAAAUCAGAUUUAUUGUCUCCUCCUGCAUCUCAGAUCAGAUCUACAGAUGAUACCAACCCUGCUCAAGAACUGGAAAGAGCUGCUUGGCAGCAAGAAAGAAGCAUUCUGCAGGAUGCACUGAAACAGGCAGAAUCCGAACUGGCUAAAGCAACUGCUGAAACUGAAAACAAAGCAAUGUUGGAAGCAUUCAAUCCUAAGUUACAGAGAUUAUAUAGGAAGUACCUAAGAGCAGAGAGCUUUAGAAAAGCUCUGGUUUAUCAGAAGAAAUACCUCUUGCUGCUUCUUGGUGGAUUUCAAGACUGUGAACAAGCAACUCUCUCUCUAAUAGCACGCAUGGGAAUCUACCCCUCACCUGCAGACCUGCAGCUUCCUGCCUCCCGCUCCCGCGCUCUGACCAAGUUCAGAUGUGCAGUCAGGGCGGUCAUUGCUGUAUCAAGAUUGAAGUUUUUGGUGAGAAAGUGGAACAAGCUUAACAGAAAAAAUGCCCAGGGUGAAACCACUUCCCAACAUACAGGAAAUAAUACAGCCUCUGGUGCCAGAACAGAAACUCUGAAACAGCAGCAGUUCCCAGCUGUUCAUGUAAGCUCUCCCCCAACCCGGGACACUGGCCUAUUCCACAGAACCAGCUCUGCAAGAUCUUUGAGCUGCUCCUCCAAAUCCUCUCACCGGUCACACAGCAGAUUGCCUCCAUCCACUUCCAAAAAGUCACCCGUGCCUACUCAGGAUCCUGAACGAUCACUUACAAAAUACAUCCACCGCUUGGAGAUUAUCCAGCAAAGACUAGGAGGGAUGCAGCCAGGACAAGUUCCAGGCCCGCCUUGCCAGAGAAACAUGAAAAAGUGAUCAGAAUGCUUCUGAAAUCUGUGCUGUGAAACCGCCAAAUUAUUGCUUCCUUCUGAGUAAUCCCCUGGUGAAUGGAGGCACUUGUCAUCUGAGAAACUAAAUAAAGGGCAGUGCUUUUGCAUCAGA